Melampsora larici-populina 98AG31 is the source of this 1263-nucleotide messenger RNA. RefSeq lists its product as uncharacterized. NCBI's taxonomy places the organism in Eukaryota, Fungi, Basidiomycota, Pucciniomycetes, Pucciniales, Melampsoraceae. The record is from RefSeq and is a predicted model, not a curated record. The transcript has a single exon. The coding region runs from base 1 to 1263 and encodes 420 amino acids.
AUGUCAAAUAAAAAUCGAAUGAGAAAAGUAAGACAUCUAGUAACACGAGGAUCAAAUUCCAAUGUAAUAAAUGAUGCUCUAAAUGCGAUUUUACCAACGCUCUCAACAAAAGAUCGUGAAAGUGCAACACAAACCAUAGAUAAAGUGAUAGAAAAAGUUCCGGAACUUAUAAAGAAUAAUAAAGCAGGCUCACCAGUAGUCAAUUUAAUAGAUUCAGUAGUUAACUCACUAAAAGAUCCAAAGGACAAAACAAACCAAAAAACACCACCACCACCACCUCCUCCUAACCCAGUAAAUGAACCUCAUGGGGCUGCAAAAGUUGAAGCACCAGCAAAAAAUAAUCCCAAGCCUAGUCCUAUUGAACAGAGCCCACCCCCUCAAGAACCCAAGGAUCCAAUCCAGACCCUUCCGCCUGAAGUGAUGUCACCAACUCCAGAAUCCGGGGAUGCCUCAAACUCUUACGUUUCUGAUAACACUACUCCAAAAGACAAACCAGACAAUAAUGGUCAACCAGAAACACAGGAUCCUGAUAUUUCAGAAAACCCUCAAGGAAUUCAAGAAUUGAAAGAAGAACCAAAGAAAGAAGAAACAAUGAAAGAAGGACCUGUGAAAGAGUUGACAAAAGAGGCACCAGUACAGGAGGCACCGACAAAAGCGGAACUGGUAAAGGAGGCAGCAUCAAAAGAAGCACCACCCAAAGAGGUCUCAAAUCAACAAGAAAUAAACCCAGUGAACAAAGACCUGAGAAAUAAGCUAGAUAAGGGGACUUCAGAAUCACAUGAUCUACAGACAGGCCAGACAGCUUUAACAAAUCAAACUAAUAAUCCAAGUUCAACAGAGACAGAAGGUCAAAAAACAAUACAGGGAUACUCACAAUCUGUAUAUUCAGCACAAGAAAACCAAAAGAUUCCAACCAUUCAACAUUCAAAUCCCACCAUAGGAUCUGGAGAAAUAGCAGCAAUCAUUACCAUAAUCUUCCUAUUAAUUUCAGGAAUCAUUAGUUUUAUAAUCUUACGUAGUAGGAAACGUCAAAAUAUAACUAAGGUGUUAAUGUUUGAAUCAGUACCAAAACCAAAACCUAACUCCAAAGCUGAAGUUGAAGUUAAAACUGAGAAUCCUAAAAAAUCUAGGAUCUCUAUUCCUCCUUUAAUGAGAGAAUUUUAUGGGUUUCCUAUACCUGGUUAUCUUGAAAAAAGAAAAUCAGAAAAGAAAACUCAUAAAAAAAGAACUGUUGGUCAUCAUCAUCAUCAUAAUUUCGUUUAG